Molecule: messenger RNA, 2282 nt
Organism: Ostrinia nubilalis (European corn borer)
Lineage: Eukaryota; Metazoa; Arthropoda; Insecta; Lepidoptera; Crambidae
Product: KIF-binding protein-like
Exons: 2
Coding region: 137-1927 (596 amino acids)
Biological process (GO): microtubule cytoskeleton organization; neuron projection maintenance; central nervous system projection neuron axonogenesis
Source: RefSeq, a predicted model, not a curated record
AAUCAGCUGCAUUUUUUCAUUCAAAUUUCAUUAAUUCUCGUUACAUUUUGUAUGCACGUAAAUUUUAAUACAUUAAAAUUAAUAAACAGCAAGGCAGAAUAAUUUUGUGUGAUUCCGUUAAGUUCAUGGUUAAAAUAUGAUUGUAACCUCUGAAAUGACGGCAAAAGAAAUUCUUAAUGAUUUCAAAGAAAAUUACGGUAAAGUUCGCAAAUUACUCGACGAAGACAGCAAAAAUGACCCCGAAAACGAACCUUACUUAUCGAAAUACAAGGCUAGGGAUAUACUAACGAAUAUGUGCGAUUCCCUCAAGAAUAUCGAUUCUGAAUCGAACGUGGACAGUAUCAAGCUUCAUGCUAUGUUGGGGGUUGUUCUUCUAAACAUUGGUAUAAUAGACAUGGAGACGGAGGAACUGACAGCUAGCGAGAGAGUGCUCACUGAAGCCGUUGAUCUGUUAAGCCCAAAUGGUUCUAAACCAGAAAUUGUUACAACACUAAUCAAUAUUUACAACAACAUAGGUAUUUUAUGGUCAAAUCGAGACGAACCUGGAAAAGCUAAAGGGUUCCUACUUCAAGCCAAAGAUCUGUAUGAGUCAUUCAAAUGCACUUUACAAAUGCCUUUGCCUAUAGAGUAUGUGAUCGGCAACAUGGGAGAGGCUGGUGCAGGAGAUUUUAUGUUCUUGGAAAAAGCUUACACUUUGACUCUCUACUAUUUGGCUCAAGUAUUUGGUUCCUUGAAGGAGAAUCUGAAGUCUGCCAUAUACUGCCACGUUACAUUGAGGCGUCAGUUACAGUAUUCUGAUUAUGAGCCUAUAGACUGGGCUUUAAAUUCUGCAACAUUAUCUCAAUUCUUUGCUGAGCAGAAUGGUUUCUUCCAGUCUAGACACCAUUUAGCUGCAGCUUCAACGAUACUGGACAGUUAUGAACAGAAGUUGAAUUCUGUUCAGGGCAAUGAUGAGGAGUUUUUAGCCAAGAUGGAGACGUUCAAACACAGAUCUGCGGAUGUGGCUCGAUGUUGGGCCAAGUACUGCUUGUUGCUGAUGACUGCUUCCAAGAACAGGCUCAUGAGUGAUGCAGAAACUGUCACAGAUGCUAUCACAGAUAUGUCGAAUUUGAAAAUAGAAGAUGACGAAAACAUUUGUGGUGGUGAUGCUAAAAACCUGGUAUUCCCUGACAUUGAUGUAACCAAAUAUGAGAGUAAAAUUAUUGAUAAAUUUCUCCUAACCUACCAAGAUGCAAGAGAGGUUUUUCUGUGCUGUCAGAACUGGUUAAAUGAAGCGAAAAAAUACUACAAGUUGGACAGCCUUGCUUCAGAUUAUAUAGAACUUAUACAAGACAGUUCUCAAUCAUUUAGUUACCUGGCAUUCUUUGAGGAAGAUGAUGAAAGAAGAGCUAAAAUGCACAAACGACGCAUUGAUAUGUUAGAGGAACUCAUAAAGCAAGUUAAUCCUACAUACUACUUGCAGUACUGCCGGCAGUUGUGGUUUGAGUUAGGGGAAGUCUACUCAGAUAUCCUGAAUAUAAAGUUGGAUAAAUUGAACAGAUGUAAGGAGAAACCAACUCCACAUGCUUUGAAAAAGAUUAACUUGCUCUGUGAAAAGAGUAUUGAGAAUUAUGACCACUUUUUGAAUUCAGUCAAAGACAAAAAUGGGAAGAUGCCUUUGAAACUUGAGAGUGAUGUCAUAAGGCCUGUAAUUAGUGCAUAUGCCUUCAUGGGUAGAAACAGCAUGAAGAGGAUUGCUGUUGACAAAGCAGCACAAUUGACCAAUCUCCAGAAAAGUUAUGAUUCUUAUCAAGCAGUUGUUGACAUUUGCACUAAUGACAAAGAUGCAGCCGCUAUGAUGCGUGAGGAGUUUAGCCUCUGUCAGGAGAUGGUUAAUAUUCUGCCUAUAAAAAUUAAAAGACUUGAAAUUGAGUUAGCAACAAAGUAAAGAUCUCAGUUAAAAAUUUAUGAAUUUGUUAAUGAGCUUGCAAUUCUUCAAUGUAACAAACCAUGAAGAAAUCAUAGGUGUACUUAAUGAAUGGUAUAAAACCUACAUAAACAACUGAAAUGCUUUCAGCAUAGCUGUUUUUGGUUUAAAUCUGUAGUACCUAAUAUAGAGUACCUACAUUUUUAUUAUGUUGACAUAAAACCCAUUGGAUUUUUAUGAAAUGGGAAUGUUGCACAAUUAAUAGAAACUAUAUAACCAGCGUUGCAUCGCUUUCACUAUUAGGCAUCAUGUUGAAUAUAUUUGUAAUUAUAAAAUUUUUGUUGAAGAAAAAAAUAAUACAAUAGUUACAAACCGA